CUCUCUUUUUUCUCUUUCAGAAUCGUGAGUACGUAGAGACAGAGUACACAUACAACGGAAUCCCUUUCUCCCGGUCUAUGCAGUCUGGUAGUGCACAAAUCAGUCCAAGUCCUUCAGCCACCUCAACUACGCAAGAUAAAAACAGCCAACCAACAGGUUGUUGUUCGAGAUGGGCCCAGGGGCGUCGCUAUGAAGCAGCUGGUACCGAGGACGAAGAUAACAACCUCAAAGAGGUUCGCGUCAACGAAAGCCACACACAUCGAAAGCCCUCUCCAAAGAACACCCCUAAUAAACGGAAUGACCUCACCCUCACUGUCCUUCCUGAAAUGAAUUGCAACACCAACAUCAAUACCAAUACCAACCCUACGGUAACCACCGCCAUCGUGUCCACCUUACCAACACCAACCAAUGGGGUGGAUACAGAGUCUAUACACUCCACAGUGAGUGCAAGCUCUAGUCCACAGGGCAGUAGAGGAAGUCCAAGGGGAAGUCCACAGGGCAGUGCUGGAAGUUCCAAUGUGGUGCAAGUUUCUGCCUUAUAGCAUCGCUUGGGGCCACUAGAGCCUCAUCUUACCCUGUAUAUAUAAAUACCCCUCGGCCAUGUUGUGAAUGAUGUUAGUAACACCUCCAUAUCUAAACCUAUUAAACCGCAAGUGCAUAAAGCAAGCAACCUAAACGGCAAUCACGCAGUCGUGAGCAGCACGUGUAAUGAUUUAUCUUAAAUUAUUCUUGAGAAAUCUACUCUUUCAUUUAUCAGUUUGUAGUUCUCAUGGAUGUGUGUCUUUACUAAGAAUUAUUUAUGAGAGGAAAGUUUAAUUUGACCAUGAUUUUAUGAUUAUGGAUAUGAGCUUAGUCAUUUUUAUAAUUUUCCACUACCAGGUCCUUUUCUUUUAGUUGUUUGUAAUGCAGUGUGCGUGUGUGUGUUUUCUCUGUACAUAUACUGAUGUGCCCAGUCUUACUGCCUUGUAUUAAAUUUGUCAUAUUUUGACUUGCCCUUUCAAGACCCCUGUGCCUUUUGAUCUCUAAAAAAAAUCCUCUAAAAAUUCAAUAAAUCUGAGACAAAUAUUUUGGCUGAAUCAUUCAUAAGAUGUCAUACAAGAAAAGAUUCCCACUUUAUGUUUUAAAAAAGAAUUACCUUCUAUAUUAAUCUAAACAAACAAAAUUGAUUUGAAAAUCAUUCAAUGUUCUCGACUCAAAAUGAUUUAUUCUGAAAAUUACUUGAAACCAUAUAUAAUCGUUUUACCUCAUUUGCCCUAUUCAUCAGAGGCAGCAAAAAUUUGUCCAAUUUUGAGACCUAGUUUAUGCUCAGUAAAUUUCAAAAAGGAACAGAAAAUAUACAAGAGCCACAUUUAUAUAAGUUGGCAGCUAUUAUACAUCCCCAUGCAAAUAAUUGAAAGGGCAACAUGUAGAAAUAAAUGUUUGUUUUGCGUGAAUGGGCAAAAAAUAAAGAAUUCAUUUGGCAAUAAUUUUAAUUUGAUCUCAGAGCUUCUUGUAGCAAAAAGUGAUUAUUAUUUGCAAUGACUUUUAUUUAUUUAUAUUCCUUUUUAUUUUUUUUCUUUAUUUUCCCUGUCAAAUAUCAUACAGCCCUUUCCUCUCUCACAGUGUAGAUAUAGAUUGAAAUGCUUUUGGUUUAUUCCUGACUGUCAGGAAUGCCUUAUUAUGUUUUAUAUAAUAUUACCAUAUUGGUGAUUGUAUGAAUAUAUGUAUUAUGUAGUUGUAUAGCAUUUCAAAAAUAUUGCAAAUCUUUGUUUAUUUUUAUUUCAGAUCUGGUCCAUGCUGCCUUAUACUAAAAAAAGGACAAGAUAAAAAUGUAUGCAUGUACAUGUGGCACUUGUUUGUCAUUCUAAAAAAAUCACUAUUUGUUUUGUUGUUUGCAACUGUGUCAUUGUAAUUUUACAUCACAUUUUAUCCAAAGUGUGUUAUAGCAAUUUUUUACUUUUUCACCAUGGCAUAGUCUUUAUCACAGUGAAAUAGUGAAAGAUUAAUGGUUAUUUUUUGUAUUAUUGUUGUAACAGCUAUUACAUUGGAUGUAUAUCCUCCAUGAUAUUUUGAUUCAUUUCAUUAGUUCAUUAUUUUGUGUAAUUCUCUGGGUUUUUUCUUCCCAAUUAUAAUGAAGGGUUUCAUUUACAAGCAAGUUGUCAUUUAUGUACAUUAAUAAUGAACAAAUUAAAAAGUCUCCAAGAAUAGAAAUCAUCUUUAAAGUUCUUAAUACAUCAUAAGUUUUUGAAGAUGAGCUAUUCUUAGAAAUGUAAUUAAGAGUAGAGAUCAAAUUUAGUUCAUCCUAAAAUUAGAAUUAUGCAAUGUACCAAUGUCUUUUUAGUUUAUAAUGAUUUUUAAAGUUUAAAGGUUUUAAUUGACAGAAGCAAUUUAGUUUAUCAGAAAAUAAACAAAAAAUAUUGGUUUUCAAAAUUAAGAAUGACUUGCAAAUCGCAGAAAUAUUUAUGACUAAUGAUGACUAUUAAUAAUCAAAUAUUCCAUUUUGUCAAGGAUAUUUCCAUUGCUAGUAAUCAAAUAUGACAAUGUACAUUAGCUUUUAGAACAUCUUAAUAUAUACCUGAAUAAUUACUUUAUAGAUGUACUAAAACAAUUUUCCCGCAAUUGAUAUCAUGGUGUUGUGUCUCUGAUUAAUGUAGCAUCAAAUUACUCCACUGAGUAACAAUGAACUAUACAUAUCCACUAGUCAAUAUGUCAGAUGUAUAUGCAUCAUGUAUUAUAUAUAUGAGUUAUAAAAAUAUAUAUAUAUAUAUAUUUUACAAAUAUAUAUAUAUAUCUUUAUGUGUGUAUUUUUACUUCAUUUUCAUAUGGAAACAUAUAUCAGGAUUGUAAAUAUGAUUGUAUAGUAGGAUUGUGGGCUGUUCUUUUAUUGAGGGUUGUAUAGGAAGAAUGUAAUAUGUAUUUAUUUAUGUAUGGAAUAUUUUGUUGCCUGUAGGAAUAUAAUGCUCGUAUAUAUAUAUUAAUUUGGCGCAAAGAUAUCACUCGGACGUUGUUCUGCUGUGUUCAUUACAAUAUUAUUAUUAUUAUUAUAAUUCAUCAAGAAAAUGGAUGGGCAUAUAUCAUUCAUUUAUUGGAAAGAAUCAAGUAUUUAUCAUCAUCAAGUAUGUCAAAUAUUUUAUUAUCUGAUUUGGACACCAGGCUCUUCCAUUUAUUGAAAAAAAACUGUACAAAGGAAAUGUGAGAGAAAAUGUUAUUUACAUGUAUGUGUUGUUGGGACUGAUUAUGUGGAAAUGUGAUUUUAUAUGAAAUGUAGUGCUAGGAAUUUAUAGUUAAUGGGAUUUGAGCAUUGUUAUCAAAAAAUGAUUACUAUUGGAACCACAUGUAUUUCGAGUUUUUAAUGAUGUUUUUAAGUAUAUCAUCUAUAUUCAAAAUUUAUUGAUACUGCUGGAUAGAUAGUGGGAAACUUCAGAACUAGUAUAUACAUGUAUCUCAAUUUUCAAUCUUAUUAUCAAAGUAAUAUUACAAGAUAGAUGUGCAUUUAUGCCCCAAGUCAUUUUUACAUUGUAUUUUCUCUUGACCCCACAUAUAUUUGAUGAAAAAAUAAUCAUGUAACAUAUUGUAAUCAGGAAACAUGUAUGAGAUGGGGGGGGGGGUAGGAUGGUGAAGAUGGAAUGGAUCACACACAUUACUUAUAUCUAUGUUAACAUAUCCUUCAUAAUUAUUCAAACACUAUUUAUCACAGUUAUAUACAUUAGGGGAAUGAUAUUCUGCCAUUAGUCAGGGAAGAUGAACCUGCACAAUUAUAGGCACGAUUGAUUAGGUUAAAUCUGCUAUUAGUGGGAACCAAAAGAUUCUAUCAAUUUCUCUCCGGCCAGUUACUCCAUUUUAGUUUUGUUUUAUUCUGAUAUAACUGAUUUUGGUAUUUGUAAAGUUCUCUAAAAGGGAGCAUCAAUCUAGUGUUCAGAGAGACGAUCAAGAAAAAUAUCAAGUCUGAUCCAUCUCAUUGGAAGGGAAAGAGAAGGGAUGAAUCAUAUCAGAUAGGCUUUUAUCCAAUCAUUACAAUGAAAGUGGAAGAUUUGAGUCACAAACGCUUACUUUUCACAUUCCCUGCUUAUUGCACCUGUUUAUAUUGCCCCCAUUUAGCUCCUCUUUUGCUGGAAAAUGAAACCCAAUUUUUAAUGAGAACAUCAAAUAAGUGAUUCAAUUUAAUAUCAGCUGUACCUUAGAAAUGAUCUUAAUACCUAGUUCAAUACAUUGAAACAUUCUUUUUUAACUUUUUUUACUGUGUUAAUGUCUCUUUUUUGCAACUGUUUCUAUUACUUUGACAUUCUUUCAGGUGUCUGCUCUCUUAGCCUAUUUCUCCUUUUCAUAUUUUUAAUAUUUCAUCAAACAAAAGAUCUCUGCUGUGGUCGAAAAUUUCCCCAUGCAAUUAUUCACCAUUUUGGUAUGUAAAAUUUGUUUAUCAGAACAAUGGCCAUAGUGUCCAUUGUAUUGAAUUCAAUUGAAGAUGUUGUAAUUGAGGACUUAUUUUUACUUUAAACUGAAUGUUAGGAAGUAUUAUGCUUGACUUACUUUUAAUUGAAAAUGAAUGUUAGGAAGUAUUAUGCUCACAUUAGAAUUUCUUCCAACAAUUACAUUUAUUUUCUAUAUUGGAGAUGUUCAUUUUCCCAUCAAAUUUCAUGCAAACCUACUCAAUGUGCAAAUGAAAAGUUCAAAAGCAGCCCUUGCUUCUGCAUGACAGCCCACUCAUUGACGGCCGUGUUGGAUGUGUAGGUUGCCUCUAGCAGACAAACGCGGGGGGCCUCCGGGGAACAGUUUUAGCUUCUCGUUGUGUCGAGGUUAGUGCCCGAGGGACGGCUGUCUCCUUGUGACGUUAAUGGCAGCCUGGAUACGCAGCCUCUGCGAAUAUCCCCCCCCUUCCCUCACAGCCGAGCCAUGUUGCCUCCACCCACGGAGAUAUCUUGGUUUAGUUAUUUCUAUUCAAGCUACAUCUGAUUAUGUACAGAACCAUGCUUGCUGUGUCAGAGAAUACCCCUUUAAGAACACACCAAUUUUCCCCGAUUUCUUUGGAUGAGGUGUAAUCUUUGUCCAUUGUAUAAUUACUUCAAAAUGUGAAUGUCAGGAAAAUUAAGGCAAUCAUACAACACCUGUCAUAGUGGAUUAAUUUUAAUCCAUUGAUUUUAAAAGCAGUUACAAAAUAAUGCUAUUUAUUUUUUUUCUGUGUCUCUGGGAGAUCUGAAUAUGCCUGUGGAAUUAUUUCCUAAUAAUUAUGUUCUAGACCAUAAUAAGAGUCAGGUCAUUUUCUUAUUGAAUACCAUUCUCUCCUCUUAUUUCCUUUAAAACCAGACCUGCAACCUCUUGAGAGGGAAAACUAAAAACAACAUAGAAGAAAGAAAUAGUUUGCAAUUUUAAAGUGUCAUUUUGAAAUUGAAAUCUUGUGUAGAUUUCUUUUGUAAUCUUAGAGGAAAUUUUAGAGUCAUUUGAGAGUUCCUGUAUUUUGAUGUUACUAUAAAUUUGUCUGCAUUCCUUACAUCAAAAUGUAAAUAAUGCAAAAUCUCAGUUUUAAGCAAUAUUCUAUUUUUGCUUUUUCUGGUUUCCUAACUAUGUCUUGCUGACAGAUGACAGGUAAUAUAGUCUUAGACUUGAGCUACCUGUGUCAAUCAAAUGCUUUAUUUUCUUCUUUCCCUUUACUCUUGGGCUCAAAAUCAACCAAAUGUUAAAGAAAACUCUAGCAUUUAAUCAAGUUGACAAAGAUUCAACCUCAAUGCCAUAAUUAGAUACCCAUUUAUCUCUGGUAUAGAGUAAAAACAGCAUUUACUAUAUUAGGUAUCUUAUCUAAAUGGAAACCUAUGCUCUGAUUUAGAGGACAUUUUAUUUUAUUUCUGAUUCUGUUUUCCAUAGAUUAAUAAAUUAAUAUUUAAUUUCCAGGUUAUAAAAAGUUUAUUUUAAUGAGUGGAUUAUCUACAGUAGAUUUGAACUGAUUAAUAUUGUAUUUCUCCUGUACUAUAUAUAUAUAUAUAUAUGCAUACAUCCUACAUAAGGGCGAAGUCUAUGAAUGGGUUUAUUCCAUCAUAAUACACAUAUAGACGUAAAGACGAAGGUAGAGGGUGUUAAGGAUUAUUGCGAACAUUGAAAGAAGACCAAAAUAAAUUUGCCUUCAACACAGAUGUAGAUAAAUAUAUAUAUAUAUAUUAAAAUACAAAUUCAUCCUGGGUUUAUGUAUGAUGCUUAAACAAAAUGUUUCUUAGUCAUUUUAAAGGGCAAGUGGUGUCAGAAGAAAAAUAAAAUUGUCUUCUACCAAAAAUCCAUUAACAUUUAUUAAAAAUGAAACUUGCUGGCAGAAUUAAAUUUGAAUUAGAGAUUUAUCCAAAGAAAACUCACUAUGUAUUAUACACGUAGAUAAACCAUCCUUAAAUGAAAACAAAAAAACAACAGCAGAAUGCAUUUUAUAAGACAGUGGGUAACACAUUGCUUUCUAUUGAAAGUCAAAGCCUUAUUGUAUUCUUGUAGACAACAUGUAUUUAUAUUUAGUAGUGGAUAACUAUGUAAACUUGUAUAUAGACGUAUCAAUCAUCUAAUGAACAAAAAGACACAGCUAUUGAGAUGAGAAAUACAUGUGUGACAUUCUGUCUCCAUGCGAUUAUAUGUAUCUAUCGUUGUAUUGUAUACAAAUAGAGAAUGUGAGAAGACCGAGCACUUGUAGCAAUGGUAAAUGUGUUGGAAUUAUUAUAAAUGUAUCUUAUUCUCAUUUGAUCUCCUUAGUUGGAUUCAAAGGGUAUUAUAUGUAAGUGUAUUUCCACAUGCUAUAUAACAUUCAAUGUUGGUGUUGGUGAAUUUUAUCAUCAUACUUGUUAUUCAAGCAGUGGCUAUUUGUAUGAAAUACAUAUAUGCACAUAUAAAUCAUGUUUUAACAUUUUCAUUUCAAAAUCUGGUUUUAGUCAUUUCAUAUCUUGGCAAAUGUAUAGUAUAUUAUCUUCACUAUGUUAUGUACGGAAUACAUGGAGACUGCAUUUGUAUUGUGAACUGGCAAUGCUACGACAUGAACACUUAGCGAAAAAGUAGAAUUUUCUCUUGUAGAUAAUGAUGAUAUUGCUAGUAGAUAGAUUUUUUCAGGCCCAAUUGUCUAUUUAUGCCUACAUUUUGAUAAUCAUGAUGUUUUGUUUUAAAUUGGGCAGUUAUUUAGGAUUAUUGACUUAUCUACUAUAGCUUUUGGAAUAGGAUCAUGUUAGCUUGAGAAUUUACAAGUGCUCUCUAUCUUUUCUUUUUUCCCUCUUCUCUAAGACUGUUUAUUUCUUGUCUGAUGAGAGUUCAUUUUUAUUUUGCGAGGCCACAGUCCAAUAAAUGUAUUCUGGUUCCACAACAAAGUGA
Lytechinus variegatus (green sea urchin) is the source of this 7302-nucleotide messenger RNA. RefSeq lists its product as uncharacterized. The transcript has 2 exons. NCBI's taxonomy places the organism in Eukaryota, Metazoa, Echinodermata, Echinoidea, Temnopleuroida, Toxopneustidae. The record is from RefSeq and is a predicted model, not a curated record. The coding region runs from base 78 to 542 and encodes 154 amino acids.